AUGAUGCGAAAUGUCAAGACUUUCAGCUCCGAAGUUGAGCAACUCCGCUCUUUUUUGGACGAAACCGAGGGCACCUAUCCGUUCCUGAAAGAAGAGGAUCCGGUUAUUUUCCAUAGCGCAGACUACGAACGUGAUCUACUGAUGUCGUAUAAUUUGGACUUUGGUGAGUCGUCGCGUUCAGCGACACCCACUUCUUUAGUUGGACCAAAAGUCGAAGUCGAACCAUGUUGGCCAUCACCAUCCGAAUCUGAAGUACAAAAGUCUCCUGCUCCAUCCUAUCGCUAUAAUCCAUACUCAAGUGGACCGUUAGUUAAGGUAAGUAACAUUCUAAAACAUUAUUGGGUUUAAACUCCAGGUAAGAGGUAUAUCAUAAGUGAAACUAUUUAUGAUAUCUGUUUCAGGUAUACCAAUCACCAUGGAUGGCUCUACACCAAGUCACCAACCGCGCGUUACUUUAGGUUUUCGAAAUAGUGUAAUAUGGGUUUGAAAAAUAUUACAGAUAAUGUUUCAGUUUUAAUAGGAUUUAAUCUAUUGAGGUUAAUCAUUAAUGAACACGGUGCUGACAGAAUGGUAAAAUUAUAUCAAAACUUAUUGAGUGUGAGAACAUUUACAGAAGUAGGAACUGUACUAUGAGCAUCGCGCGCCCCCAAUAGCGGAGAAUUUUUAAAAACCAAUUUCAAUUUUUUGUUUCCAGGAACCAACAUCAUCGAAGAGAGGAAGACCAAACAAAGCGACAAGUAACACCAAAAUGGCAACCUAUGCACGAAGUUAUCGAGAGAUGAAGAAGACUGAAUUAUCAGCUGCUCAAAUGAAAGUCACAGAACUUGAGGAAGAGUUGAGAUUGUGUAAAGAAGAGAAAGCUCGCCUGCAUGCCGCUUUAAUCAGAUCGAACGCUGAAGUCACUCAACUUCGAAAAGUCAUCGAUCAAGACUCGCAGAUUGCUACAGUUGUAGCCAGAAUGAGUGACAGAUCAAUGUCUCCAUUUGGUUGUAGCAGUUCAAAGACGAUUGGCGCAGGCGUAUGUGUACAUUAUGGAACUCAAGGAACAACAGUUGAGGUAUGCAAACAAUGUGCAGAUAGCUCCAGCUCUCGACUCCAGUCAAAGAUCAAACUCGAAGAUAUCGAACCAUCAUUAGAACUCUUCAACGGCGAUUUUUCAUCCAUCGAGCAAUUCAUAAACGUCUGA
Messenger RNA from Caenorhabditis angaria, 1186 nucleotides. Lineage: Eukaryota; Metazoa; Nematoda; Chromadorea; Rhabditida; Rhabditidae. The record is from the annotation of a GenBank genome assembly.